AUGCUGCAUUCGCGAGAGAGGGCGGAUGCUUCAACUGAGGGGAGCGGGAAUCCGGUGUCAGCAAUCCAUGUCGAACUCUACUCGCAUUCGAAUUUUGGUUGCAGUGCUGGUUGUGUGCUGGUGGAGCCAAGCGCCUCUUGCUGGAUCAACCAGUUGAAUUGGAGAUGGCUAAAACCUGUGAUUCAAUCUGCAGAUGGUCUUAAUAUCGAUUGCGGAUCAAGCUCUAGUUACACUGACCCAGUAUCGGAAAUCCAAUGGGUGUCGGACGUGCCCUUCAUUUCUACAGGCGAAAGCCAGACAAAUCUUAGGACAUCCAACGCAUCAAACUAUGGCGAACUGAAAUCCUUAAGAUCCUUCCCUGACUACCGAUUCACCAAGAAUUGCUACACUCUGCCUGUGAUAAAGAAUAAAACCUACUUGCUAAGAGCUUCCUUCGCCUUUGAAAACUUCGACAAUAGCCUUAAGCCCCCCACGUUCCAAUUGGCACUUGAGGGGACUAUUGUUGGAAACAUUACCAGGACUUUAACUGGAUUGGUGUACAAAGAGCUCGUUUACAUCGCCCAGGGUAACACUACUUUCCUGUGUCUGGUGCGAGAUGGUUCGGAGUCCACUCCUUUCAUUUCAGCGAUCUCGUUGAAGCUGGUUACGAAUGCCUACCUAACGUCAACUACAAGCCUUAGAAAGUAUGUGGAGGAGAGGAAGUUUAUGACGACACGAACGAGGAUAAAUUUUGGUGGCAAUGUUCUGAUCAGGUCUCCAUCUGAUGCUUACGACCGUUACUGGCACCCAGAGGGCUCUUCUUCCAGUUACUUACGAUCUACAGCCAAGCCGGUACAAUCCUUGGCCACUGCAACUGCCAUUAAUGGCUUGCAAACCCCUUUAGAACCCCCUUCUGCAGUCCUGCAGACUGCGGUUACCACAACCGGUAAUCUCACAUCUUACGUGCUAGCGCCAGGUUCUGAGACUUAUUACUCAACGCUUCUUAUACUCCACUUUGCUGAACUGGAUGCGUCGGCCACGAUGACGACGAGACAAUUUUAUAUCUCUGUCAGUCGCGGCUUAUCCCCGACGUUGGUGAAUCCUUUCAAUGCCACCAAUCCACCGAAACCAUUUCAGGUGUUGGGGUGGUCAUCGUCUGAUCAGACGAUUGGCCCAACUACCCAGGUUGUUUUGUAUCCUACUGCGGUUUCACAGAAAGGGCCCAUUUUGAAUCUUCGACUUUUGAAUUUUGGUCGCCUUGGAGCUUUACACAGUUUCGAAUCUUCGACUUGGCAACAUGCUAUGAUCAAGUCGUUAAAUCAAUCGGUUGGAUAUCGUGUAGUUCUUGCAAUUGAAAUCACCAAGGCGACCAUGAAUCUCACCGAGUGGACGGGCGACCCAUGCCUUCCUACCUCACAUCCGUGGGUCAAAUGUAGCCAAGGAAAUCAAGAGCUAGCAGCACCUGAAAUUAUAGAAGUAAACUUGACGGGAUACAAUUUGAAUGGUUCCAUAUCCCCUAGCUUUGCGGAUCCCCUCGCUCUGACCAAUUUGUCCCUCAGCCACAACUCAUUCGUAGGGUCAUCGCCAGAUUUAUCGCCAUUGAAAAACCUGAAAAUUUUACGCUUGGAGAAUAACAAUUUAAGCGAAGCCCUCCCUGAAUGGUUGACAUCCUUCUCACAGCUCAUGGAGUUAUCUGUGCAAAACAACAACUUCAGCGGUAAUAUUCCACCGAAGCUUCUUUCAUCGAAUACAUUGCUGUUUUCGUUUUGUCCUGGAAACCAGUUCCGGAAUAGUGGCUGCGACGGUAUGGGCGUCACUUCCAACUCCUCGAAACCUGCACAAUCAAAUCUAGUCGCUGUUAUUGGAGCCAGUGUAGGUGGUGUCUUGUUGCUUGUUUUAAUUAUUGCAGGGGUUUGCUUUGGCUAUCGUCGAUAUCAUCGUGAAGCCACCCAGGAAACCAUACCUUUUGCUAAUUUUGGUCCCCGUCAGUCUGAUGAAAACAUGGUUGAGGUGCAGGUUGAUCUUUUAUCUAGAGUUCAACACAAAAACUUGGUGGCAUUAAUUGGAUACUGUCAUCAAAAAAAUAAACAGAUCCUGGUCUAUGAAUACGUUCAAAAUGGCUCCUUACAUGAUCAGCUACACGGAACUCCAGAGAAUAUUAUAUACCUCGACUGGAGAAUGCGCUUGAAAAUCGCUCUUAAUACAGCAGAAGGGUUGGAGUAUCUGCACACUAUGUGUAAUCCGAGUAUUAUGCAUCGUGACGUAAAGAGCAGCAAUAUCCUACUCACGGGCCCCGACCACCCAGAAGUUGCUAUGGUUGCCGACUUUGGCCUCUCAAGAAGAGGGCCUCUCCAGAAUGCCACGCAUGUUUCCACCUUUGUGAAAGGAACAGCUGGGUAUCUUGACCCCCAGUAUUACGACACUCAAAAGCUGACCCUCAAAAGCGAUGUGUUCAGCUUUGGUGUAGUGCUUCUAGAAUUGCUGACUGGGCGGAUACCCAUUAAUCCCAAGCUUGCCAACCGAGACGAAUGGAAUCUCUGCUCAUGGGUUCGAAUGACUAUGGAAACUGGUAACAACCUCGAUAAAAUCUUGGACUCGGCCGUAAGAGCCUCCAAUCCCAACCCGGAGUCUCUGAUGCGAUUUGUAGAGAUCGCCUUGCGGAGUGUUGAACCCAAAUCUAUCCACAGACCUACCAUGACUGAAGUGGUUCGAGAGAUCCGCACCGCCAUCAUGUUGGAAGGCUCUCAGACUGAACAUUCGUCUCGCGGCCAGCGUGAGUCCUCACACAAGCAAAAUCUCCUGAGCUCUUCCGAUCACUCGUCCAAUGCAUAUUCCACAAAUGGAACAGUGCUAUCUCCGAGAUGA
Messenger RNA from Physcomitrium patens, 2844 nucleotides. RefSeq names its product putative LRR receptor-like serine/threonine-protein kinase At1g67720. Gene Ontology annotation, molecular function: protein binding; ATP binding; protein kinase activity. The record is from RefSeq and is a predicted model, not a curated record. NCBI's taxonomy places the organism in Eukaryota, Viridiplantae, Streptophyta, Bryopsida, Funariales, Funariaceae. Gene Ontology annotation, biological process: protein phosphorylation.